Molecule: messenger RNA, 5518 nt
Organism: Pipra filicauda (Wire-tailed manakin)
Lineage: Eukaryota; Metazoa; Chordata; Aves; Passeriformes; Pipridae
Gene: CRACDL
Product: CRACD like
Exons: 12
Coding region: 337-3216 (959 amino acids)
Source: RefSeq, a predicted model, not a curated record
CACUUGGUGAAAGGCUCAGGGCAGUGCUAAUAACUCGUGCUUUGGGAAGGCAGAUAGUAGCCCCGUGCUGGAUAACUGAUGAGACAUAGGGUGCACUAUCGAAGUCAAACCAAAUCAAGACUUUCAGAAUUCUCUGGGGAAAUUUGAAAGUACCUCUGCUGGGUUUGCUACCACUUAAAUGUUUGGCAAGGUGACAGAUCCCUUUUGAAACACCAGUAGCCUUUUGUGGUACAUUGAAUCUGGCAAACAGGAACCUACGCAGGUGCACAGCAUUCAGUUCUGGGAGUAUUGACCAGCCUUUGUACUUACUAAAGUUUCAUCGGAGGUGAUCGUAGCAUGAGUUCCUCGAGGAUAAUGGACCCUAAGAUGCGAGAGGCUGAAGGAGAUGGAGAGGACAAUUCAGGAAAGAAAAAAUCAAAGUUCAAAUCUUUCAAAAAGUUUUUUGGUAAAAAGAAAAGGAAGGAGACACCAUCUUCUGCAAGCAGCAAUCUGAAGUUGUGCCAGUCAACAAGUGAUGUUGCGGCCUCUCACGACAUGCGCAUUAAUUAUGACUCUGAAGAUGAACUUGAGGCACAUAAAGGCAUUAUGGGAAGCAGAGCUUUGUCACAUGAUAGCAUUUUCAUCCUUGAGACUGGGCAAGAGCCUGCAAGGCCAGUAAGAGUGUUUUCUCAAGAAAACAUUUCUGACCGGAUUAGGGCUUUACAGCUGAAACUCCAGCCUACCAUGAAAUUGGGACCUCCACCUCCAUUUGGACUUCAUGCAAAGCGAACAGAGGAUGCUGGGACCAGUUCUGAAGAUGAUGGAUUACCCAGAAGCCCUCCAGAAAUGUCUUUGCUCCAUGAGAGCCUAAACUCAGGCACAAGAACAAGAUUCUUUGACUCUCACAAGCACCUUAGCUCUUUGAGUUUAGCUGGAACAGGCAGUGAAGAAGAAGAACAGGUUACACUGCAUCCUUUUAGAGCUCAUGCUACAGAUGGUCAGCUGUUCACUAGGCAUGGAAGUGGAUCUCUGCAGACAUCUGACAGUACCGUCUCACCUACAGCCAAUUUUGACACUCCACCUGAACUUUCCACUGUCUUGGAUAAUUCUGCUGCUAAACAUAAGCUUUUAAUAAAACCCCGGAAUCAGAGAUCCAGUAAAAUGAGAAGAUUUUCUCAGAGGACCCAGUCUGAAUCUCUGACUGAUUUGAGCUGUACCCCAGAAGAAGAAGAAGAGGAUGAUGCUGUAUUCAAACCCAGCAAUCAAGAACUGCCAUGGACUGCAGCCGCAACACAGGAUGCUGUUUCCUGGCCAAAGCCCAGAGUGCCUGAGGACCUCCCCCCUGCUUUGAGACCAGUGAUGACUCAGCCUGCUUCUGAGCCUGCUGCUGUACAGGGAGCCCUGCUUCCGGAUAAUAAGCCACAGGACUGCCAACGAGUGCUGGAAACAACAUGUGAAGAGUCUGAGUCCUCACUGCUGAUAGAAGACAAAGAGCCCGCAACUUCUUCCUACUCCAGUCCAGACAGAGAAGUAAAAAAGCAAGAAGAUUCCUCAGAAACACUGGUUCUCUUGUCUGGGGAUGUGAGUGAUAUGUCAAUCAAUAUUUUAAAUCAAGAAAAUAAGGAGCAUCCUACUGUGUUUCCAGUAAAUAAAAUACCAUCCGAAGAAAAUAUUCCAAUUAGUAAGAAUAGUGUUGUAUUAUUGGGAAGGUCAAACGAAAAUAUACAGAAGGAUGAUCAGGUACCUGUGGAAAUGUCCUGUAGUGAAGAGGCAAAGAAAGAGUUUACUCUAUUGUCAGAGUCCAGCAAGGAGUUUUUUGUGGGUUCUUCCCAACCCACAGACUCGUUCCAUGUUUCACAUCCUGCUUCCUCAGUGUGGAUGGGAUCAUCUACUUCCUGCUCUCUAGAGAAAAUAAAGACUGCACAAGAGGCAGCUGCUUCUGGUAAGAACAGUCAGUCACUGGUCCACAAAGAGGAACUACUGGGGAACAAAGCUGAAAAAGUAGUCAGUGAACUCAAUGCCUUCAGAAAGUUUUCUGUGUCCUCUGCACGAGAGAGACCAAGAACCAGAAGCCUACACUUCCCAGAAAGAUCAGAGCUGGAAAGCCCAUUAAAUACUGGAUUCUCCCUGUCCAAAGAAAAGGUCUCCUCAAGAAAUGAGAAGUGGAAAGAAGACUUCCAGAAGGGAUCAGAGCUGGACGAGGAAAAAAGUAGCAACAAAAAGCAGACCUCGCUGGCAGAGUCUGACUCUGAGAACACAGAACCUACAGAAAUUUUGGCUGGUUAUGUUUCUCUGGCUGUUGAUGCAGUGCUGAUGCCAAGCAAUUCUUCGGUGGUAUCCCAGAAUCAGCCAAGCUGUAAAGAUAAAAGUCCUUUUCAAGUGAAACUUAGAUCCACCUCACUGUCCUUGAAAUAUAGAGACAACUCAUCACCAGAAUCAAAAGAGAUUAAAAGAUACAGUGCAGAAUUUAAUUUAGAAAAUGAGGGAUUGACUUCCUUUCUAAAAGGUGAUAAGGCAGAGAUCAAAAAACCAGCCAAUACAAAUAUUGGUGAUUCUUUAAAUGAAAAGAUCAAACCCAAAGCAAAGUCCUCUGAACAACUUAGCAGCAAACCUCCACUGCCUAAAAAGCCAGCAUUGCAAAACAUAACCAUCCCAAACACUACUGCAAACAAGGAGAAGCAGGACAAACCUCUGCAUUCUCCCGAAUCCAGAAGUGAAGACAAAGACUUGGAGAAACAGUCAAAUUCUGGUAAAGUGCCUGAGAAAAGUGUGCCUUCCCCUGUGGCUACUGGAGACUCUGGAAGAGAUCCUGACACUCCAGCAGAGCCAGCCUGGAUUUCCAUUGCAAGGCAAAAGCAGAGGGGCAUGCAGCAGGAGAAGGACAGAGAAAAGCUUGUGGCUCCGGAUAUUAAGACAGAUACAGAGAAAAAGAAUAAAGAAAAGGAACAAACAGAGGGGUCAGCGAAGCAACAACGGAGCAAAACAUCCUACUUGGCAGCUAAAAGCGCUUCUGAGGAGCAGAGGAAAGACACAAAGUCUGAAGUGAAGGAGCCUCUGCUGAGAACCAAUUCACUUUCACAUUAUGUCCCUGUAGCUCCAUCACCUGCACUGGCGGAUAAGGAGGAAAUAGGCCACUUGAAGAAAGCUAGUAAUGCUGCUCCAGAUGAGCCAUCGUGGAUGGAACUGGCCAAAAAGAAAUCUCAAGCUUGGAGUGAUAUGCCGCAGAUUAUAAAAUAGAAUGAUGCAAACAAAUAGCAUCUUUCAUAAUUAAGUCAACUACUUAACUGAACUUCUGCAUACCAGCUAAUCACAGUGAAGAAUCUCUUGAUACGGAAGAAGGAUUUUAUUAUACAGCUGUGGAGAAAGAGUGCAAUAGGUGCAGUCAAAAAGUUUACCUUCAACUUUUUAGCAAUCAGGAUUGCAAUGGCAAUGGAUUACUUCGGUUAUGCUAAGGACGUACUUAUACUUUGGAAAAUAAAACUUUUGCCUUACGUAUUUCCUGCAUUUUCUGCUUUUAAUUAUGUUUGCAUCAAAACAGGAUCUUUGUUAAACUUUGCUGAACUUCUGUUGUUGCGGGAAAAUUCCAUUUCUUAUGGGUUUCUCUGUUUACAUUUACAAAUUGUGCACUAACAGCCCGAUUCUGUGGAUGUGUUUCACUGGAAUCGCCUGACACUUCCUACCAAAGCUGUUAGGCCCAUGGUGGUAUUCCCGAAUAGCUGCUAGCGAGUGCUCCAUUAAAACGUGUUGCCCGAGCGGUGUGUUUGCCUGGCUGAGCCGAUGGUGCAGUUUCUGGGGUUGGGUUACAUUUCAGGAGGCACAAAUACCCACAUUUAUGCGUGACCACGAAUAAAAAUUCCUCGUCUCCUUCUCUGAGCAACCUUGGUUGCACAAUGUUUGCAAGCAAGUGAGCAGUAAGGAAACUGAACUGCAGUUGGAAGCUCAGCAGUGCAUUCACAGUUGCUUUCCUACAUGAAUUUAUCUGGUUGUAACUGGCUUUCCUUUUUGUGAAAGCUUUGUAAUCAGUUAGGAGGAUGGUAUUAGUAGUAAUGGACAAUAUGAAUUUAAUUAAGAACUGAAAAUCCUUGAACUAAAGUCCAAACUGAAAUGCUUGGAAAAACUGUGAAUUUCAUCAUAGUGUCAGCUUCACAUAACAUCCCCUACAUAAUCUUAAUUCUUCUCAAUAAAAAUCAGUAACAUACAGAUAGAACGUCUGUACUUGACUACCUUUAUCUAACAUUCUCAUGCUCAUUGACCUGAAUCUCCCCCACCAGUUUGGGACUCCCACUCAUGAAGUCUCCUAGGCUCUUCACUUCCACUUGUUUAACAAGAUUGACAAUAUAAAUCAUUUGUUGCUGAUUGACCAAAGUCACUCUGAACAUAUUUUAAGACCUCCCUGUGAGUUAAAGAAGCAAAGGACAAACCCUGUCAUGCCCCACUGCUAAGGCAAGCAUUUCAUGGGUGAAUACUCCUGUAUUAGCACUGUACUCCCUGGCUUUAUUUAUGUUUGUAUCAGUAAUUUUGUUCUUCUUGUCACAUUAAUGUUCUUUUUGGAAAAAUGUGGGCAGACUUUAGGAAAUAUAGGAUUUGCAAUUUCAAAACCUUGUCUUCUCCUCAGAGAUGGGGAGGAAAACCCAAGCCUCUCGGUAAUGACAACAACAUUUUGUAAUGAAUAAAGAAACAGAGAGUUGAGCAUGUGAAUAUCCAACACACUGCUAAAGGUUUUCAGUCAGGUUGUCGUUCAUCGUUGAAAAUACCAGAAGGGAAAACAAAUUUUCUGUUUGUCAAGGCCUUUGGACACAGACAGUCAGCCUGCAUCACUGCCGAAAUCCGCCUGCACGGCUGCUGGAGGCCUGAUGGGGCAUCUGCACAGACCUGCUCCAGCCCAUCACAGCAGCUGUCAGUGGUCCCCACCCAAAUAGGUUUCUGCCAGCUGUCCCAGGGUUUUCUCCUUCCUGCAGAUCACAGAAAGCAGUGUGGGAUACCCACUGAAAUCAGAAGCCGCAAGACAGCUCUCUGUUAAACAGAUCCACACCAGAAAUAGUAAUUUAAUUACAAAUAGGAAGUUAAUUACAGGACGUGCAACCUUGGGCUCAACUAUCUGAAGUUUGGUUCUGCAAAAACUUCCACACUGCUCCCCCACGAGCAAGCAUCCUUUAUUUCAAGUGACUUUUGGGGUUUUUUUGUGGUAUUCAAAUCAUACUCUAGGACCUACAGUGGAAAAAGGCACAUUUUUCAGAUACAAUAAAAACCGUCUUUAACCCCCUGUCCUUCCAAAACACCCUUUCUGUAAUAAAUAACUAAUUAGCAUAAAGUGUAAUUUUAAGAUAUGGUGUUACCUUUUGUAGCAAUCUUGAAAAAACCCAAAUAGUUUCUGUAUUAAAGGAAUAUACUAUAUUAAAAAAGACCAAAUUUGUAUUCUCUAGUUAUUGUCACCCCAUGAAAAGAGCACAUUGUUUCCAGGAAAUGUAGUUAAAGGUACGGUCUGUCUCCUUACAAUUCCCUCCCUGUUUAAAACAAUUAAAACUGUGUUGAAUCACAA